AUGCAGCUAAAAUUACCAGACGCCCUGGGCCUGGGCUCCCUGUUCACAAUGGCCCUCUCGCUCUUCUCUGGUGGUGAACAGCGCCGUCUAGUCACCCAUCAACCAGCCCAGCCUCCCUCAUAUCCCCUCGCUGUCCGGAAUCCAUAUCUCUCAACAUGGAUGCCCAGCGAUCAAGUCCAAACGCUACCAUACGCAGAGCCGCAGUUCUGGGCCGGCCAGAGCCUCACUUGGUCCGUAAUGGCCCGUGUCGAUGACCAGACGUACAGCUUGAUGAGUGUGAAGAACCCGGGGAAUACGAACAUUCGCCCGGCGGUUGUGCGGAGCGCAGAGUAUACGGCGACUCAUUCGAUGUUUACACUCUCUGCUGGGAAGGUAGUUUUUAUGUUGGACUUUUUCUCGCCCGUGUCGCCGUCGGAUUAUUUACGGCAGUCGCUUCCGUUUAGUUAUUUGACCGUGUCAGUGUCGGAGGCUUUCUCGAAUGAUAUCCAGAUCUACUCGAGUAUCGAUGGUAGAUGGACUGGAAAACAAAGCGAUACGGUACGAAGCUUCGAACAAUCAGGAUCAACGGCCAUAUACGCUUUAUCCCUGGGGAAUGCUUCCUUGUAUGCAGAGGAUAGUGACAUGGCUACUUGGGGACAAGCGAUUCUGACCUCGCGCCCGACUUCCUCAUCGACACUUUCCGCGGGCUCAGGUAAACGGGGAGAGUUGCGUUCCCAGUUUGUGAAAAAUGGAAAGCUAGCUGGAAACGACGGUCCAUGGUUUCGUGAGGGCAUCGUAGCUUUGGCUCAUGAUCUGGGGAAGGUUACAGGGCAGCAGUCGGUUAACUUCGCAGUCGGUUACGUGCGAGAACAAGCAAUCAGCUAUUUGGGUAAGGCUUAUACAGGAUACUACCGAGCUAAGUACCCGCAGACUUCUCAGGCUGUAUCGUAUUUCUUGGACGACUAUUCGAGUGCAUUGGCAGAAUCUCGAAUUCUAGAUUCGGCAAUAACUGCGCAGGCUAGGAAGGCGGGUGGUCAGAAAUAUGCAGAUAUUGUCUCUUUGUCCACUCGUCAGGCAUAUGGAGCGAUCGAUGUCACCAUCCCGGAUGAUACGAAGGAUCCUAAUGAUGUGCUGGCUUUCAUCAAGGAGCUCUCUAGCAAUGGAAACCUGAACACGGUGGAUAUUAUCAUGCCCGCUUUCCCCAUCUACUACGUUCUGGACCCGGACUAUAUCCGAUUGUUGCUCGAGCCGAUGAUGCGGUAUCUUGCUGCUGGCCGCUGGCGUUGGCCGUAUACCAUCCAUGACAUGGGUGCGCAUUAUCCGAAUGCGACAGGCCACGAUGACCAAAAAGCGGAACCAAUGCCCAUCGAAGAGUGUGGCAACCUGAUGGUUCUUGCUCUGGCUUAUGUGCAAGCGACAGGCGACACGGACUGGACCAGUCGAUAUCAGGAUGUGAUCCGGCCGUAUGCGGACUAUCUCGUCGAUAACAGCGUCAACAUCGCGGAGCAGCUGUCUUCAAACGAUGCAGCCGGGCCUCUUGCAAACGAGACCAACCUUGCCAUUAAAGCCGCAGUCGGUCUGAAGGCUUUUGGGGAAUUGACAGGGCUCAAGGAGUAUUCCAUCAUUGGCGAUGAGCGCGCUGCAUUGUUCUUCAACCAGGGCCUUGGGACAGAUGGCGAGAAAACUCAUUUCGUACUGCAAUACCCGGAGCAACCUCACUCAUGGAAGACCCCAUAUAACAUCUAUCCUGACGUGCUGUUCAAUCUUGGAACCUUCCCUAAAGCUGCAUACGAGAUGUCAAACACGUUCUUCAAGUCUGUCCGCUCCGAAUACGGCGUACCCCUGGACAACCGGCAGGAUUGGGCCAAAUCAGACUGGAACAUGUGGCUGGCGGGUACAUUUGACAGGAGUACGCGCGAUGAGUUCAUCGAUGAUUUGUGGGCAUUUAUGACAAAUGGUCAGCACAACUGGCCUUUUUCAGAUCGAUAUAUUGCCACCUCUGCCCUGGGGAAUACGCCUGGUGUUCCAGUUCUAUGUCGAGCUCGUCCGACAGUCGGUGGACACUUUGCGUUGAUGGCAUUGCAGGGCCCGAAGUCUUUGCAGCAGGCCAUGUUGAGCGCUGAAAGGGAGGAGCAUAAUGACCAGUAUUUCUUUGAGCCCCGUCCUCCGCACGCUUUCGGUCCUCAAGGCUAUCCUCUCCCUAACGGUGCCGCCGUGCCUACUCCUAAUCCUGCCCCCGGGGCUGCCCCUCUUCUUCCCAACAACGGCAGGGUUAUCCAGAAUGGUCCCGUGAGGAUAUUGUGUAUUGCGGAUGUCAGAGGAAAUCUGAGGUCUUUGAAUGAACUGGCCAAGCAGGCCCGCGCAGAUCAUAUCAUUCAUACCGGUGACUUUGGUUUCUACGAUGACACUUCGCUGGAUCGGAUUGCAGACAAGACCCUGAAACACGUGGCGCAGUACUCGCCUCUGUUGCCAGAGAAUGUCAAGCGGUCGAUCGCCCAGGCCCCCCACCAGCAGUCCAUUAAGCAACGAUUUUCGCAAGAACAGCUCCCGCUCUCCGAGCUUUCGAUGCUGCUCGACAAGCGGCUCACCCUCGAUGUUCCUGUUUACACUGUGUGGGGUGCAUGUGAGGAUGUGCGCGUGCUGGAGAAGUUCCGCUCGGGGGAGUACAAGGUGGACAAGCUGCACAUUAUUGAUGAGGCCAACUCGAGAUUGUUGGAUAUCGGCGGUGUGAAGCUGCGGUUGCUGGGUCUGGGUGGUGCCGUGGUGAUGCACAAGCUGUUCGACAACGGCGAGGGGAAGACUACGAUUGCUGGUGGUCAAGGUACCAUGUGGACAACUUUGCUCCAGAUGGGCGAACUGAUAGACACGGCCAAUCGUGUAUACGACCCGUCAGAAACGCGAAUCUUCGUUACACAUGCCUCGCCGGCCCGUGAAGGAAUGUUGAACCAGCUGUCCGUCACCCUCAAGGCUGACUUUUCCGUCUCCGCCGGCCUGCACUUCCGUUACGGUUCGUCCUAUAACGAGUUCUCCGUCAACCCCUCCCUCGACCACUACCGUGGGAAGCUGGCCGCUUCGAAGGCUUCCUUCAACGACGUGUGGGAGACUGUUCGCGGCGAAGUCGAGACCGCCAUUUCCUCCAACGAAGCCCAGAAGACACUCCUGGAUAACGCUCUCGACGUGGUGCAGAGAAUGCCUACGAUCGCCAACGGUGGCAACCCGUUCGGUGGUCCUAGCGCUGCAGGUGCGGCAGCAGGUCAAGUUGACGAGAGCGCUUUUAAGAACAUGUGGAACUUCAACCUUGCUGACGCAGCGUUUGGCUUCUUGGUCCUCGAGAUCGAAAGUGGACGUAUUGCCACGGAGAUGCGUGCUCAGGGAUUCAACUUUGCACACCGUACCGGCAAACCCGUUCCUGCUGCUCAGCUUCCCGCUGGCGCAGCUCCCGCCAACGUUGCCCGUGGACCUGGCGGUCCUCCUCAGUUUGGACAAGUUCCUCGUCCUGGUGGACCUGCCCAACCACAGGUUCCUGCGGCGCAGCCCCUGCCUCAGCAACCGUCGCAACAGCUACAGCAGCAGGGUCCAGUCAAGGGUCAACCUGUCCCUGUUAUCCCUAAGCCGGCAACUCCCCAGCCCCCUGCUGCACCCGCCACUGCACCAUCGGAGAAACCUGCCACUGGCGAAGCUAACGGUACCGCACAGCCAGAAAAGCCAUCUGAAUCGCCAGUUGCCAAGGGUGAGAAGAAGCUGAGCAACGGUCUUUUUGUAUCAAACGUGGAAAAUGAGCAGGCGGUCCGUGAUCUCUUCUCCGAAGAGGACAAGGCGAAGAUAUUAAAGAUUGAGAAAUGGGGCAAGUAUAACAACCACGUCGUGACUUUCACGAAUGUCGAAGAGGCCAAGGCUGCGCUGGAUCGUCAACCCACGGAGCACAAGAAACCUACCCCGUCUGGGCAACCCCGCAAGCCCAACAUCAAGUUCUUCGAGGACCGUAGCCACCGUGGUGGUGCCGGUCAAUGGCAAGGAAGCAACAGAGGUACAAACUCCCAACGGGGCUACCAGAGUGGAGGUGCCAGUGAUAGCGAAGGAGGAAGAGGCCGUGGAGGAUUCGGACGUGGACGUGGUCGUGGAGGUGACCGCGGUGGCCGGGGUGGACGUGGACGUGGAGGCUUCAACAAGGGAGGUGUCCCAUCGUCAGAGUCUCCUGCACCGACAUCGACGCCAUCCGGCGACAAAGGCGACGCGUGA
Messenger RNA from Aspergillus ruber CBS 135680, 4218 nucleotides. Its product is annotated as DUF1793-domain-containing protein. The coding region runs from base 1 to 4218 and encodes 1405 amino acids. Lineage: Eukaryota; Fungi; Ascomycota; Eurotiomycetes; Eurotiales; Aspergillaceae. The record is from RefSeq and is a predicted model, not a curated record. The transcript is spliced from 5 exons.